This is a messenger RNA of Lytechinus pictus (painted urchin), 2176 nucleotides long. Its product is annotated as sensory neuron membrane protein 1-like. NCBI's taxonomy places the organism in Eukaryota, Metazoa, Echinodermata, Echinoidea, Temnopleuroida, Toxopneustidae. The transcript has 5 exons. The coding region runs from base 6 to 452 and encodes 148 amino acids. Gene Ontology annotation, cellular component: membrane; cytoplasm. Gene Ontology annotation, molecular function: scavenger receptor activity. The record is from RefSeq and is a predicted model, not a curated record.
ACAUUAUGGACAUUGAACCAUUAAUGGGAAUGCCAUAUGUUUUGAAAGUCAGACUGCAGAUUAACAUGGAAACUACACAAGAUGAUUUAAUUGAUGCAGUGAAAAACGUUCGGGAAUUAACUCUACCUCUUGCGUGGUUUGAGCAGAGCGUAGAAGCAGACGACAAGGUUGUCGACGAUUACAAUACCGGAUUCGUCAUGACGGCUAAUAUCGGUAUCGCUGUGCAAUGGUUAUCGAUUUGUUCCGGAAUCAUAUUCUCCAUCAUUAUCAUCUUUGACAGUGUCAAGCGGCGGUCUGCUGAAAAAAGGGCUCAUGAAAUGUCAGAAAAGGAUGAGAAAAAAGAUUCUGCCGUUUAUAAAGCAAAUGACGACAUUGAAAAUCACAAGGCACCGGUCACCUCAUCUCACGAGUUAACCAAGACUGACUAUACUAAUCCAACAUUCAGCACAUAGUCGUAACAGUGUAUAAAAACUUCUAACCCAUAGUCAUGUCCAAUGCACUGGGAGCGGUGCGGGGAGGGUGGUCUGCUGUGCAAACCCUUCACUCGAGUUAAAGGUCUGAAUGUGCAGCCUACUCAUGCAUUGUGUACUGAAGGCCCUCUCGAAUUAAAACAGCAAGUUUUGUACGUGCUAGUCUUUGUGGAGACACACUUGCUGAUCAAAGUUUCAAUCAGGGUCUGUGCCUGCAGACUAUGGGGAGGGGGCAUGGGUGCAACCAAGAGCCAUAGUUUUUCAAGCAAUAAAAAAAAUAGAAGCGGAAAAAUUUGAAAAGAAGAUUAGGGUUUGGUAUUGAAUAGAGAGUUCCAACUCCCAAGUCAUGUAACUCAUUAAAUUACCCUCUCUCAUUUUCAUGGAGAAAAGGGGUCACUAUAGGCCACCCCUUUCAUUUGGAUACAGCUUUGCGCUAUACACCGAAUAUACUAAUUGAUUAACCACCAUCUGAUUUCAUGUAUCAAUUAACGCUAUUAAUACUUUUUUUUUUGGGGGGGGGGGUUAUCGCGGAGGGAUGUACAUUGAAUACAGUCUUUAUAUUUAAAUCUAAUUUCUUGUUAAAAAGUUUUUAAUAACAAGUUGGACUUCCACAGGAUAACAUUUGGACAUCAGUACGCAUGAAAGGAAAAGAAAGACAAGAGGUCCAUGUUGUACAUAAUGUAGUACUACUAAAGUGUAAUAUGAAUGUAUUCAUAUAAAUUCAAACAGAAAUAUGUAUCAUAAUUUAAUAGAUUUAUUGAUGAUAUGUUUGAUUUCCCUUCAUUUUGCCCUUUUAGGGACGCACCAUUAUAUACCCAGGGGUGGGGCUGGAAGUUUGGGUUGAUGUAUUUUUUUUCUUUCUUUUUUGAGCAAAUUUUUUCACCCUUACUCGAUUGAGACAAUUUUUUUUGCACCUUUCAGAUGAUUUGUCAGUGGACCAAGUUUUUUUUAUACUCUGAUGGUGAGCCAAUUUUUGGGGGGCUCAUAUAGCAAGUCAAGUUUGUUUUUUGAAAAACUUCCAGCCCCUCCCCAGAUAUCUAAUGUUGCGUCCCUUAAAAGGAAAAUUCAAUUCUCACAAAAAGUUUUUUCUAAAUAUACCAGAAAAAGUGAUAAACAAUACGAGGAAAACAGUGUGAGGAAUAUCCAUCAAAGAUUAAGAGAAUUAUUAGAACUUCAAGUUUUUGAUUUGUGACGGCAUUUAUGAGCAGCUGUCAUAUGAUGUAAUAUAAAAUGCAUAACUUUAAAGUUUUUUAAUGAUUGGUGAUGACUAGAAAUUAGUUUCUUUCUGGAGCGGGUGUGAAAUGGUUUGUCUCUUGUCUAAACUGAGUGAACAAAAAAAAAUAGCUGUUCGCAUGUCACAAAUCAAAAAUCCUAAUAGCCGUUUUUAAUCUUUGAAUGAUUUUUUUCAUACUAUUACUUCACCAUUAUUUUUUCUGCUAUUUUUACAAUAUUUUCAUCAGAGUGAGCUUUCCUUUGAGAAUGUUUACCAGAUUGAUAGAUAUUUCCUUUGUUAAAUCAUUUGAAUGAUCAAAAUCAUUAUAUAAUUUGAUUAGAUCUGUUUUUUGUUCAUAGCUCAGUUAUUCGAAGCAACAAGAGAAUUGUUUUGUGUUUGUUUGUUGUGUAUUUAUAUGGAAGUUUUAUUUAUAUUUCAUAGGCUAUAUGAAUAUAACAAAUUUCGAUUGCAAUAAAGCCUCUUUCUCUAACCC